AUCUUUUUAUUACAUAUUAAUAACUUACAAUAAAUCUAUCAGUAACUUAUAAUCAUUGAUAAUACUUGUAUGUAUUAAAUGUAUUUCAUUGCGUUUUGAAAGUUAAUUUCGAUACCUAUAAUUAUAAUAUUUCUCUUUUUUGUAUAUCCUUGAAUCAGCCCUGUACAUGCAUAUUGCAAUAUGUAAUAUCCCUAUUUGAAGAGAGUUAGUGACAAAAAUAUUUUCACGUAUCGCGAGUGAAAGAAGUAAAAAUAAUGAGCCUUAUAACAAAAUAUAUCGAAUCAUUCUACGAUAUAUUAUUACAACAUUCUAUGAUAUUAAUUGAAGCAAUUCCGCGAUUGUUUAAACCCACUGUUGUCGCUGGAUUCGUAGCAGUUGUUUCUUAUACGUUUUACCGUAUUCGUGCUUGUUGGUAUAAAAAAUUCAUGCAUAUAUCAAAACAAAAUUCAAUGGAAUUACAGGAAAUUAGAAAUUACAAACGCUCGUCUAUUAGACAUCGUAGCAUAAUCAGCCACAAAGAAAUGUUAAAUAACUUGGAAUAUGCGGCUGACAAUUGCUUUGAAAAAUUAUAUGCAUUAAAAUGCAUUGAUAUAGUAGUUUACUGUCCACAUUUAUUAAAUGUAAAGUCUCCAGUCAAUGAUUUGACACCCUUCCAUCGCAUUUGUCUACAAGGUCAUACAUGUCUAAUAACAUUCAUGUUAGCAAAGGGUGGUGAUCCUUUCAUUACCACCGCAAUAGGAGAAAAUGCUCUGUGUAUGGCUGUUUAUUAUUGCCUUAAUUAUCCAAUGCAAAAUGAUUUUUCAUGUCUUGAAAUACUUCAUAACACAGGUUGGGUUAUUUCGAAUGUGCAGCUUUGUAUUUAUAGUUCUGACAUAGUUUCUACUUUAAAUACAAAAAUGUUUAUCUUCUUUACAGGAUGCAAAUUCGGUUUUGAAGACAAAUGGUUUGAUAUUUUGUUAGAAAUGGCAUUUUCUAGCAACCAUACAAAACUAAUGCAGUGGAUGAUUUUGCAUCAUAAGGAUCCAUUAAAUAAUAUUUCCAGAAGUACCUCUACACCAUAUUGACCUUACAAAAUUAUAAACAUAAUUCAUAAAUACAUUAAAUAUAUACUUAAAUUUUGUUACUAUUACACAUAUUAUAUACUAUAUUCAUUGUGGUACUUAUGAAUUAUAUAAAAUUUAAGUUUUGAUAACAAAUUGUAACUAAUGAAAAUAAAAAUAUAUAUAUAUAGUUACUUCUGUUU
Hylaeus volcanicus is the source of this 1243-nucleotide messenger RNA. RefSeq lists its product as uncharacterized. The coding region runs from base 255 to 1064 and encodes 269 amino acids. The transcript is spliced from 4 exons. The record is from RefSeq and is a predicted model, not a curated record. NCBI's taxonomy places the organism in Eukaryota, Metazoa, Arthropoda, Insecta, Hymenoptera, Colletidae.